Scleropages formosus (Asian bonytongue) is the source of this 1605-nucleotide messenger RNA. RefSeq names its product cell death inducing DFFA like effector c (gene cidec). The transcript is spliced from 6 exons. Lineage: Eukaryota; Metazoa; Chordata; Actinopteri; Osteoglossiformes; Osteoglossidae. Gene Ontology annotation, biological process: regulation of apoptotic process; apoptotic process. The record is from RefSeq and is a predicted model, not a curated record. Bases 137 to 847 code for a protein of 236 amino acids.
UUGAAGGUCCGGGGCGAGGAAGGGAGCUGCCGAGAGGCUGCGGUUGUGUGGCAGAGCAAGUUUCCGAGGGAGGCGUUACCACGUUAUACCGGUGCUUUUCACUCACAUCUACCGCUUCUUAAUCCUGCCCCAGAAGAUGGAAUACGCCAAGAAGUCGCUGAGCCUGCUGACUCCCACAUCCCUGUCCAAGUGCGUUACUGCCAGCGCCACCAUGACCCAGCAGCUGUUCACGGGCCGGACCCCACGACCCAAGCCCUUCCGGGUGUCCAACGCUGACCGCAGUGUGAAGAAGGGCAUUAUGGCGGACGGGCUACAUGACCUUCUAGAAAAGGCCACGGCUGUCCUGGACGCAAGCUGCGUGAGCUCCGUGGUACUGGAUGAGGAUGGGACCGGCGUGGACACGGAGGACUUCUUCCACACGCUGCAGGACAACACUGUCCUCAUGCUCCUGGAGAAGGGGCAAAAGUGGACACCUCCGCAAACGGGCACGCAGCAGGUGUUCUCCGGCAACCACCGCCUCCGCAGAGACGUGGCCCGGCUGACCUUUGACCUCUACAAGAACAACCCCGAGGAGUUCAUCGGCUGCCUGAACGUGAAGGCCACUCUGUACGGCGUGUACUCGCUCUCCUACGACUUGCGCUGCUACAGGGCCAAGACAAUGAUCAAGGAGAUGCUGCGCUGGACUCUGUUCUCCAUGCAGGCCACGGGACACGUCCUGCUGGGCACCUCGGGGUACAUGCAGCAGCUGCUGGACGAAGAGGAAGUGGCCGAGAAGGAGGUGGGCAGGCUACGGGGAACCGUGAGGAAGACGAUGCAGUCGAUCGAGUGGCGGAAGACGAGGUGCUGAAUGGGAUAAACAGAUAAGCAAACAAACGAUCGAUCAAACGAAACGGACAAACUGGCCCAAAGGUUUUAACCAGGGACCUAACCCUAAAGACGGGCUGGGGUUCCAUGACGUCACCUUUGUGAUGUCACACGAAGCCCACCUUGCGUAGCCCCCUAGGAAGGAGUCUGCUUUCUGUUGACAGUUUCGGGGGGGGGGACAGGGGACCCCAUUUCUGCACGGUGUUCCUCUGCACCGCAGUCAGCACUUCCCUGUGUGUGUUUAGCGUUGAUGUGUGGAAGGAGACAUGGAGAUGAGUUUACAGUUUACCGUGGUGGGUCACUGCAAUCGCCUUGCGACUCGUAUUUAUACCGGUGUAAUGUCUGUUGUGUGCUGAGGUCUGCUUCUGUGUCGCACGACUCCGCUGUUUGUUGACCAACACUAAUAAAUGACAGAUGUAGCGUGUGUUUUUCUUGCUGAAGUGACGUCCAAGGUGUGUGUGUGUGUGUGUGUGUGUGUGUGUGUGCUGUGCUGUGCUGUGCUGUGCUGAGUGGUGUUCAGAUUGCCCAGUGGAGUUCCCAUGUGUCCCUCCCCCUCAUUGUAUCUGGCUUCCUGUAGCUGCCCAUUUUAUGUUCAACACUGUGGUCACAGCCUACAAGAUGGUCAGUGGAUCUGAAGGAUCUGAACCCCAAUACAUACAGAAACCGAUCAGUCCCAACAGUCCGGGAAGAGUACUGUGCUUCUCCACCACUGGCUGCUUGCUGGUCUCACUCAUGAUGGAU